Messenger RNA from Lachancea nothofagi CBS 11611, 2055 nucleotides. The record is from the annotation of a GenBank genome assembly. Lineage: Eukaryota; Fungi; Ascomycota; Saccharomycetes; Saccharomycetales; Saccharomycetaceae.
AUGGAUUUCGGAGGCAAGGGUUUGGGACAUUUCAGCCCGGCCGCACACGAACUCGCAUCGAAAACUUUCAAAAGAACACCUAAUGGCUUGAUUUUCACAGAGGAUUUGAAAAGAGUAUUUUCUAUUUUACUGAUUUGCCUGGAACUGAAAGAGAAGCCCAGCAUACCACAGAAAAACCCGCUGAUUCCAUCAUUCCAAAAAACCUAUCCAUUCUCUUUUAGUCUGCAGGACGCCAUUUCGAAAAUGGCUGAUUUGAUUCUGCAAGUAAAUAUGAAUACCACUAAAGUGUCAGUUUCGUACUCCAUCCAGCCAGAGCUAGCAUGCAGGAUGCUAAGGACUUUCAUGGAUGCCAAGCUUUUACACGUGCCGGCUGAUAGGACUCGAGCCGAGCUCAAAGACGGAGUCUCUAUCCAGCCUACUCCAAAAGGUGUGGCCGUACUACAACGCUACACACGCCAAACGGGACUCAAGGACGUUCCGCCUAUUUUAAAAUCCGACCUCAACUCGAUGGAACUUUUCACUUUUGAAAGAAGCUCCAUGACCGAUGCCAUCAUACACAGCGACUACUUCGUUUCGCUUUUAUUCGUGAAGUUGAUGGGGCCUACAAAAAACAUUUGGUCGCCGGACAACGGACCCGAUAAGGUGCCAACGCUAGCGAAACUAUUAGAAUGUGCCGAUGAUACUUUUAGCUUUGAAAGCAUCAAUGUCGCUUGGAGCGGAUACAGCCAAACUGAGGCAAGGCCGCAUCAAAGUGGUUCUCAUAUUGACCCCGACUCAAUUCCAAAUAUCCAAGACCAAUACCGAAUUUCACCCUUGUCCCACCGUUUUUUCACUAACCCAGAUUCUACUUCUCAUACGCAGUACUACACUUCAAGUAGCGGGGUAAGGCUUUUCAAUACCAAAACUUUCGGGAACGAAAGAGUCUUGUAUGAGUGUACUUUUUCAACGAAAGCUAUCUGGCAAUGGCUUAUGGAUUGCACUGAUAUCGUCUAUCCAAAAGAAGCUGUCACGGUCGCAUCAUUAUUUUUAAAAAACGGUCUCAUAAAACCGAUCACUUUGGCACCGUCUGACAACCAUAAGCAUAGGUUUUCCAUCGGACCCAACUGCUUUUUCACAUUGACCCAGUUAGGAUGGGAAAGCGUUCAAUGGAAAUCUGAAAACAGCAUCAGGGCUUUUCUAGCAGGCGUGGAUUCGCGCAAGCUGACUUCGCCCCAAGAUUACAAUGAGACCAAACCAGAAGUUUCACGCUCAAGUUCUGAUUUGGCAAGUGGGCACAAACCUGCAUAUUUCACGGACCUAACUCAUGUUCUGCGCGAUCCUGGUAUGAGGUAUUUGUUCCGAACGCACCUUGAAAGAGAAUUUUGCGUCGAGAACCUUGAUGUCUACAUCGAAAUAAAGAAAUUCCUUAAGCGAAUGACCGUUCUCAAAAACUUAUUGGACACUAAGUCAUCUAAAGAAUCAGAUAACAAUAACGUCUCGAAAUCUAAACACUUCAGUGACCUUGUAGUCAACACUAUUAACCAUGCUCUGUUUAGGCAAUCAAACGAGUGCUUGGAGACCGCAUAUCAAAUUUAUUCAUCUUUCAUUGCCCAAGGCUCACCUUAUCAGCUCAACAUCGACCACACGCUGAGAGAAUCAAUAACGGAGGUGAUAUUGUAUCCCCAACCUUGCAUGUUCAUAUCCUGCUCUGAGGAAGCUACUGUUACCGAGAAUUUUACAAAGCGUGUGGACGGCAAAGCUGGUAUGACCAUACAAAGUGAAAUCAACUAUCCCAACAGACUGGUACGUGACAACGAAAUACAAUCUAUUAAACAUGGCGAUACGCGAAAGGACGUUCUUCGCGAACACUGCGGUGCUGGCGAAAGCGCAAACGAAAUCAUAGGAGAUAAUUUUUCCGGCAUUCUGAAAACUUUGAAGCUCAUUUAUCCUCUUUUCGAAAAAGUUGCAAACUCAAUGUACCGACUCAUGAGUGUCGAUUCUCUCCCGAAGUUUAUAAACUCUGAUUUGUACCAAGAAGCAGCGGUGAUGUUAAAUUUUGAGGGGAAGAUCUCUUAA